AUGGCUGCGCUCACCCCACUGCCCCCCAGCCUGCGCUGGGGCUUGGUGGCCUUCAGCGGCUCCCUCUUCAUCAACAACAAGACGUGGGAUAGUGGCACUGCCCACACCUACCAGCCAGCUCACGAGGUGCUGUCUAGCCUGCCCCUCCAGGUUAUGCUCUACUUCAACGUCUACUACUUCCCUGUCUGGUUCCUGGCUGAGGGGAUUAUGCUGCAUCUGAAGUACCACCUGCUGCCUUGGCACUACCAGUUCCUGCUGGUCACAGCCUUCCUCAUCCUCUCACUCGCUGAGGGCUCCCGCCUCUACCUGGGCUACCUGGGGAACCUCCAGGAGAAGGUGCCCGAGCUGGCUGGGUUCCUGCUCAUCUCCUUCCUGAUCCAGCUGCCCCUCCUGCUCUUCCUGCUGACAGACAGCCAGGUCAUCCACCUGCCACUGGAGGUGCCCAUGCACAGCCUGUUACUGGCCUUCCUCCUCCUCGAGAUUGUGGCUGCCUUCCUGGCACUGAGGACCAUGACCAAGCAGCUGGCAGCACAGUUCUACCUGCGGCAGCUCCAGGAGUGUGGGAGGGGCCAGCUGAAGCUGGGGAGCACAGGGUAA
Messenger RNA from Cinclus cinclus, 597 nucleotides. Its product is annotated as transmembrane protein 17B-like. The transcript has 4 exons. The record is from RefSeq and is a predicted model, not a curated record. Lineage: Eukaryota; Metazoa; Chordata; Aves; Passeriformes; Cinclidae. Gene Ontology annotation, cellular component: ciliary transition zone. The coding region runs from base 1 to 597 and encodes 198 amino acids. Gene Ontology annotation, biological process: non-motile cilium assembly.